AUGACACCGUUUCUUUACCUUCUCAGGAACAAUCUUCUUUGGCUUCACACCAUCUUUGCAUUCCUCUACCUCCUGCUCACGGUGUACAGUAUGCGGCGUCACACGUCCAAAAUGCGCUACAAGGAGGAUGAGCUGGUGAAGAGAACUCUAUUUAUCAAUGGCAUUUCCAAAUACGCAGAACCAGGAAAAAUUAAGAAGCAUUUUGAGGAGGCGUAUAACAACUGCAUAGUGCUGGAAGCUCGGCCGUGCUAUAAUGUGGCCAGGCUCAUGUUCCUGGACACAGAGAGGAAAAAAGCUGAGCGCGGUCGCCUCUACUUCACCCACUUAAUGAGUAAAGAGAGCCUGACGUCCUUCAUCAACCCAAAGCCGUGCGGUCACUUAUGCUGCUGCGUGAUAAAAGGAUGCGAGCAGGUGGAGGCCAUCGAAUAUUAUACACGGUUAGAGCAGCGCUUGAAAGAAGACUACAAGAAGGAAAAGGAAAAGGUCAACGAGAAGCCACUUGGAAUGGCAUUUGUCACCUUUCAGAAUGAGGCCACCACUGCCAUGAUUCUGAAAGAUUUCAAUGCAUGUAAAUGUCACGGUUGCAGCUGCCGAGGGGAGCCCAAAAACUCAUCCUGCAGUGAAGCUCUUCACCUGCACAACUGGACUGUCAGCUACGCUCCGGACCCGCAGAAUAUCUACUGGGAGCACCUGUCUACGCGUGGCUUCCUCUGGUGGAUCCGCUGCCUGAUUAUCAACGUCAUUCUCUUCCUCCUCCUCUUCUUCCUCACCACACCAGCCAUCAUCAUCACCACCAUGGACAAGUUCAACGUCACCAAACCUGUGGAGUACCUGAAUAAUCCAAUCAUCACUCAGUUCUUCCCCACUCUGUUACUGUGGGCGUUCUCCGCUCUGCUGCCAACCAUCGUCUAUUACUCAGCGUUCUUCGAGGCGCACUGGACCAGGUCGGGGGAGAAUCGCACUACAAUGCACAAGUGCUACACCUUCCUGAUAUUCAUGGUGCUGCUGCUGCCGUCUCUGGGCCUGAGCAGCCUGGACCUGUUCUUCCGAUGGCUCUUCGACAAGAAGUUUCUGGAACAGGCCACCGUCAGGUUCGAGUGUGUGUUCCUUCCAGACAAUGGAGCGUUCUUCGUCAACUAUGUUAUCGCCUCCGCCUUCAUCGGUAAUGCCAUGGAUCUGCUGCGGAUCCCCGGUCUGCUGAUGUACAUGAUUCGCCUCUGUCUGGCUCGAUCUGCGGCAGAGCGCAAAAGCGUCAAGCGGCAUCAGGCCUAUGAGUUCCAGUUUGGUGCGGCAUACGCGUGGAUGAUGUGCAUUUUCACAGUGGUGAUGACCUACAGCAUUACGUGUCCCAUUAUUGUCCCAUUUGGCCUGAUGUACAUGCUGCUGAAACACUUGGUGGAUCGCUACAACCUAUACUACGCCUACCUACCUGCCAAACUGGACAAGAAGAUCCACUCGGCAGCGGUGAGCCAGGUGGUGGCGGCCCCCAUCCUUUGCCUCUUCUGGCUGUUCUUCUUCUCCACCGUGAGGACCGGUUUCCUGGCUCCCACCUCCAUGUUCACGUUUGUGGUCCUGGUAAUCACCAUCGUUAUCUGCCUGUCCCACGUCUGCUUCGGCCACUUCAAGUACCUGAGUGCCCACAAUUACCGGAUCGAUCACACAGAAGUGAACGCUGUGGACGGAACACAAAAUGGCCGCCCAUCCACUAAUACAGCUUCUCAGAAGUCGGCGAAAUACAUCGCUCAGGUCCUCCAAGACUCUUCAGCGGACAGCGAGCCGGCAGGGGACAGCGAGGAACCCGGCUCCCAGGACGAGGAGAUGAUCAACGCAGACAAUACGCAAGAUGCCGAGUUCCAGUCAUGCGAGGACAGUCUCAUCGAGAACGAGAUUCACCAGUGACAUCAAGCGGAGGAGAGAGGAGCGUAAUACUGCACAUACUACAAACACUCCCAUCUCCUCUGCCCUGUACCCGGGGACCCAGGCCCUCCCAUUUCUGGGGGGGGCUCCCGUCAGCCUGCGUGCUAGGAAGCCGGUCCCCUAUAGACUGACAAUGUCUCGGGCCGUCCGCUCGCCUGCUGCUCUCUGUACAGUAUACGGACGAAUAUUUGGUGUUUGCACAGACGCUGCCUGCUGUCUAUGUUCUGUGUUAGAGGAAAUCAUUGCACUCCUGCUGUCUGCUCUGUUUUUGUUUUGUGAUUUUAAGCUAUUGUGGAAAACUACUGCUGCUCCAUGAGGGCGGGCACUGUGGGCAUCGAGAGAGGCUGGCACGGUGGGUGAGCACUGCGACCGCAUGUUGGAGGCUGGUACUUCACGCGAGGCAUGCACUGGAGCCUGGCACUGCUGUGUCAGUGUAUACACUUGUAGUAUGACAGUACGAUACUGUUAUUGUCACGGGGAUAACAUUCAAAUCUAUAUCCUAGC
Messenger RNA from Nanorana parkeri, 2421 nucleotides. RefSeq names its product CSC1-like protein 2. Lineage: Eukaryota; Metazoa; Chordata; Amphibia; Anura; Dicroglossidae. Gene Ontology annotation, cellular component: plasma membrane. The transcript is spliced from 16 exons. The record is from RefSeq and is a predicted model, not a curated record. Gene Ontology annotation, molecular function: calcium-activated cation channel activity. The coding region runs from base 1 to 1899 and encodes 632 amino acids.